UUCAUGCCUGGAAAAACCUGCAGCUACGACAAGGUCAAUGCUAAAUGUGCAGGGACGAACCUGAAAACAUAUAAUUCCAUCAGUGCAGAGGUUUGUAUGGAGGAGUGCAGCUUCUGGGAGAAUUGUGUCGGCGUCUUCUUUAGUGAGUCGACUAUGUCUUGUAGCAUACAGUCUUCACUCUGUACCGAUGCGAAGCUCAUUAACAAAGGAACGGCUGGAUAUCAACAAUACACAAAGAAACCCGAAACAUGUGUCAGGAACAAGCCCCCUGCUGCUUCUUGUCAAUACAGCGAACCAGUCUUUGGUAGAUUCGCGGGCAAAACAAUCGGAUCUUAUGUGUUUACAUCCUUCUACUCCUGUAGGAGAAUGUGUUCCAUGUUUACAUCAUGCAAGGCAUUUGAAUUCACAAGGGCAGCUUGUAAGUUGUUCGACACCCCUGUUCCCGAUACGCAGAUAACGUACAAGGGAGAUAUGAGAUACAGAAUCUACACAAAGAAAGGCAAUUGUCCGUCGUUGACGGAGAUAAAGACGAAAUUCGAUGUUGGUUACAUCAGCGGAACUCAUAUCAACUCAUGGAGUUCGAUGACCAUUGGUGCAUGUGAGGUAGAGUGUGCACAGAACCCCAUAUGCAGAAGUUUUGGCUUCAGAACAAAAACUUGCUUCAUUUAUAAUUACCAGAAGGAAUCUAGCACACUUCUCGGCAAGACUGGCCAGAAUGCUGCCGUCUACAAGUACUUCUACAGACUCAAUGACGGCACCGUAUCGAAAUAUCAAACCGACGUAGAAUUCACCGAGGAAGAUGGAUUCUGUGCCGACUCCUGGCUUGCAUCUUACGGGAACAUGUAUGUGGAAACAUGUAAGGCCCUGUGUGCAGAUCGCCUUGACUGCAAUGGUUUUGUCAGGAACAGCGCUAAUCGCAACUGCUACUUGAUGUCGAAAACGUGUACAGGGACAACAAUCACACACAAGAAAACCACGUGGACCUACUACACCAGAAAACAACGGUUAACCAUAAAGAAACGUUGGGUGUGCGACUACGACAAAAAGGAAGGCCAGUGUGUAAUAGGUGUCUACAAGACCUUCUACGGUAUCGACCUUGAUGUGUGCAAGAUGGCCUGUGACAGCUUUGACGAUUGCCUAGGUUUUUAUUACUAUGACAGAGAUUGCAAGUUAAAUAAUCAAGCCUGUAUAACAACUGCGAUAAAGCAAAGAAGCGAUUACAAGAUGAACCAGUAUACCAAAAAAAGUUUCGAAUCAUGUAGAAAGGUUCCCGAUAUUGACGAGUGCAAAUAUGACAUACAGCUCGGAUACUGCCCUGGUCGGAUCAUCAAACAGCGAUACAGCGGAGGAAUCAUGCCAAACAUGGACAUCAAUGCAUGUAGGAAGGCAUGUUCUAAUGACGGGGCAUGCACAGGAUUCAAUUACUAUGAACUCAACCAUUGCGUGCUUCUGUUUGGUAACUGUGAACAAGGAGAGCUGACCUACGUGGACAAUCCUAAGAGAUUCUUCUUCAAAAAGAAAGGCAAUUGUUUGAAGGAUGAAGGUAUGAAAGCAAUUGAAGUCAUAGGCAAUUGUGUAGGGUUCGACCUCACCUCAUAUUCAAGUAUCGCAUACGAGGCCUGUGAGACAGAAUGUACAAAGAGAAAAGAUUGCCUUUCUUUCCAACACAACUCGCUGAAGUGUUGGAUCAAGUACCACAUCUGUGUAGAUAGCGCGCUUAAAUACAGGGAUAGACAACUGUACAAGCAGUUUAGGAGACAAAAUAAUGGGUUUGUGCCAAAAUUCGUUGAAGAUACCUUUAUAAAGCAGAAGGGCCAGUGUCCUCACAACUACCGACUUAAAGUAUAUACUAAAUUGACCCUGGAGGCCUGCAAGGUUCAAUGUCAGAAAGAAUUAGACUGUCGAACAUUCAAGUAUACCGGCUCAACUCUCCAAUGUGAUCUCCAGUAUAGAGCAUGCGCAGAAAAGGACGUGAAGUACCCGGACAAAUACUGGACCUUUUUUCAAUACUUAAGAUCACCCUCCCUAAAGCUUCCCUUAUCUCGUGUUUGCACCUACAAGUACUUCAACGCAAAUGGUUACAACGGCGGAUAUAAUGUGAGAGCUAUCACCGAUAUUGGAUUGGAGGCAUGUAAAACUGAAUGCAGCAAUGAUCCAGACUGCGCUGCCUUCCAACACAAUGACCGAAAAUGCUAUAUUCAGAAUACUAUCACGGUUGAAUCGAAGUUGAAGACCUCCAAGUGGGGAGAGGCGGAACAGAACUAUUACGUAAAGACAGAUACUCAGCCAUGUGCAAUACGGCAACAGUCCGCACUCUGCGAUUUCAAACACACUGAACUGGCCUACUGCAGCAAGCACCUCCUACCGAAUGCCUACAUCUUGGUUUCUUCUGUCUGGACCUGCAUGGUCGAAUGUUCGCAAGCAAGAAACUGCAAAGGGUUCGUCUACAAUAGAAAUAAGUGCUACCUGCAAGACUACGUCUGUAGCGAAGCAGAAUUGACGAAGACACCCACAGAUUUCUUCUACCAUCAGUUUACCAAGAAAGAGGGUGGAUCCUGUCCUCAAAAUGCACUCGGCCUUUUCAAGCCUUACCCAAAGUUUGGCAACUGUCCCCCUGCCCUCAAAACAAUUGCUACCGCGUCCAUUGAAACUUGCAAAGCAGAAUGCCUGUCAAGGACGCGCUGUCUUGGCUUUUUGCUGCAUGCAGGCAAUUGUUACAUGAGGACGCGUAGAUGCUUAGAGAAGGAAUUCACACAAAAAAAUGAUGCGCGCUACCAAUGGUUCACCAAGGAAGGCCCAGGAACACUCUCCAAUGACGAAGUUUCAACCUUUAAGGAAAUCCCUGGAAAUUGUGUUGCUAAGAAUUUUAGAGUUGAUAGUGAUGUCUGCCUAGAAACCUGCAAGUCACUUUGUAAAGACUACAUUGACUGUGUAGCAUUCGAGUACAACGCCAGAGACAGGAAUUGUUACCUCAGGAAUGUCCUUUGUGCUGAAGGGAAUCUGAGAUACACGAAUCAACCUUGGUUGUACAUGCAGUACAUUAAAACGCCUACGCUUGACCCAAGAACAGGAAGACAAUGCGAAUAUACCCAUGCAAACCGGUAUUGCUCACGAAGUGCCUCUUACCUGGCAAGGGUCGGCGAAGAUGCGUGUAAGGUGCUGUGUGACAACAGUAGGAAGUGCUUGGCCUACACCAUCUACCAAAGAGGCUGCUAUAUCCACGGAGAGCAGUGUACUGCUACCCAAUUCUCAUACGCGGGUGACAGUCGGUUCAACAUGUAUACCAAGAAGGAUGGCCAAAAUUGCCCCAUCAAAGCCGUGAAAGUGUGUGAUUUUGACCACGCCACAGCCGAGUGCCCAGGCCAUGUCUACCAAACCAUCACCGUGACCCUCCUGGCAUGUAUAGUCGAGUGUUCGCGCUUCUCUAUCUGCAAGGGCUUCCAAUUCAGGGGGACGACAUGUUAUCUCCAAGAUGCUGUUUGUGACCCAAAGGAGCUAGUCCCGAAAACGGAUCUCACAUAUCACCAGUUUAGAAAGAAGGGUAACUGCCCCGAAGCGAAGAUCUGCACGUUUUCUUUACAAUACGGUUAUUUCGCCAGCUAUGUACAUCAGCAACUCAACACGAUAGAUUACACUGCUUGCAAAACACAGGCAUCUCUCAUACCAAGUGUUCUGAGCUUCCGCUACACCACCAAUAUCUGUUACAUGCAGCAUAUCAAAGACGUGAAACUCUCAGGAAUAGGAAAUAAAUUAUACAGAGAGUAUUACAAAGAUGACAAGACAUGCAAUGUUCCAGAACCUACUAAGACCUGUGAAUAUACCAUGCAACCGGGCAAAUGCAACACGGCAGGAAAUGGUUACAGGACCUAUGUUAAAGUUGAGCUGGACGUGUGUAAGAUUCAAUGCGAUUCAGAACUUGACUGUGGUGGCUUCUGGUACAAUGCAAAAGACCGGAACUGUUAUCUGUACGCUGUAAAUGCCGUGUGUGAGGAUCCAACGAAACUUCUAUACCAAGAUAAGCCGUGGACCUAUAACCAAUAUGUUAAGUCGGAAUCCUGCCCACGACCACGAGUUGAGAUGUGUGAAUUCGCCCACUUCAACGGACAUUGUGGCGCUAAUGUGAUCAAACAUUUCCUGUCAACACCAGAAGCCUGUCAGGUUGAGUGCUCGCAUGUUGGAGACUGCCUUAGCAUUCACUACAGUUCCAAGCGCUGCUAUCUUCAAAAAGUAUUCUGUGAGGAGAGCAAGUCGACAGCCGCAUAUAGGGGAAAGGCAGCGUACAGCCAGUACAACAGAUUAUCAACUCACUGCACUGGAAAGGUUCCAAAGGGCGAUUGUGAAUAUGAUUUAAGGUUUGCAUAUUGCUCUCAAUACGCGCUCGUCACGGUUGGAGCUGUCCAUUUGGAUACGUGUAUGGUCGAGUGUAACACCAGGAAGGAUUGUUGGGGAUUCCAGUACUACUCUGGCCAGUGCUACCUUAAAAAGGGAUACUGUACUGAGGCAGAGAUUAAAAAUACAUACAGGGGUAAUAGACUACGCCGGCAAUACUACAAGAAAGAUGAGUGUAUGCCAAGACCAGACUGCCCGAAUCCAGCGGAACGAUGGAAUCGUGAAACAAAGAGAUGUGAAUACCGAUGUCUUCCACGUUCAAUGAUAUGGAACAAUUUGGAAAAGAAGUGUGUUCCAAGAUGUCAAGGUGAAAGUGUGUGGGACAACAGACUCCAGAAAUGCGCUUCAACACGUGUUUGCCGCUGUACCUCAUACGGACAAUCCGGACACUACAAUACCUAUGAUGGCCAACUAAUCAAUUUCCGUGGAAUUUGUUCUUACACUCUCUCUAAACUGAAGUCAGAUUUUACCGAUGACAAAUGCUACUUCAAUGCUGUAGUGAAGCAUGUGCUCGUGAAUAAUGUUAGAGUCAGGACGGUCCAAGUGACUAUCGGAGAGUACACCCUUCAUCUCAGGCCAAAUAGGCGUGUGUGGGUCAACAGAAUCGACUAUGCGGUGCCCUUCUACCUGAAAACCCAGGCAGGUCAAGAGGUCAAUGUUGAGGUCAAAGGUGAACUAGUGGAAGUCGCUGUCCCAGCGUGUGACAUCUUGGUGACCUAUGAAAGCAGGGCCUUUGGAAUUGAUAACUAUGCGGCUUACAUAGUGGUCGGUGGUGACAGGUUCGGCGGGAAACUCGAGGGUCUUUGUGGUGACUGUAACGGUGAGGAGGAUGACUACAGGAGCAGUGACGGUGGUCAGGUUGCUGGAGACAAGAGGGAUUAUAUCAUUGGAAACAGCUGGAUUGAUGAUGAUGAAGACGACGAAGCUGCCUUGCCUGCAAACUGUAACGGACCUGAACCAAAGCCUUGUAGCCAGACACAUGAGAGGAACAUGAAGCAAAACAGCUACUGCAACUACCUUCUGGACGUGAACGGUCCCUUUGGAAACUGCAUCAAGAGUGGCCUGGUCAACAACAAGAACUAUUUUGCGAGUUGUGAGAUUGAUGUCUGUGAUACAAAUCACGAAAGGUUUUCCAAGUGCAGGGUUAUUACGGCCUUUGCUCAGGAAUGCACGGAGCAGGGAUAUCUUGCUCAGACAUUAUGGAGGACCAGCGCGUUCUGUCCUUCGACUUGCCCAUCUCAGAGUGUAUACAAACAAAACCUCCACCCCUGCCAACUACAUUGUCAGGACAGGCCGACUAAAAACUGCAAUAUGGACCGAGUGGAAGGCUGUGAAUGUAACGUGGUAACUUACAGACAGUUUCAAUUAGGGUGUUCUCAUAAAACCUAUUGCGGGUGCUUCAAGGAUGGAAGGACGUACAAGCAUGGUACCUGGCAGGUGCUAGAAGGCUGUGCAAAGAGGAUCUACUGCAAUGCCGGAAAAAUAACGGAGGGAACAUCUCCAGCCUGCCAUGCGCAAGCUAAAUGCAUGAAAGAGAAUGGAGUACACAAAUGUGUAUGCAAUUUCGGCUACAGGGGAACCGGUGCAAGCUGUAACUUGAUUUGUACAAAUCGGCAGCAAGGCUGGGAUGGUAAAAUCUGUGUCAACCGAUGCAGUGGCGGCUUGUUGUGGGACACUGGCAAGGAAAUUUGCACCGAUCCAUGCCCAAGCUUCCAAGAAAAAUGGGACGGUAGAAAAUGUGUACAGAGGUGCAGACCAGCUUAUAAGUGGGAAGGCUCAAAAUGCACUGCACGCUGCUCGGGAUCAUUGAAAUGGAGCGUUGAAUUCCAAUCCUGUGUACACAAGACCUGCACUUGCAGUGGAAUUGGCGAUCCUCACUACACUAACUUCGAUGGAAAACGAUUUAACUACCAAGGUCAUUGCAAGUACACCUUCACCAAGAUCAAGGACAAGUACAAAAAUAAUACGUGCUACUUCGAUGUUUCGGAGAAGAAUGUUGGAAGUGGCGCCACUCUUGUCAGGUUGGUUGACGUACAGAUUCAAGAUAUCAAGAUUCGUAUUCAAUACAAAGGUAUCCUGCAGGUUAAUGGCGUCAACGAGGCUAGUAAUGUCCCACUCUCAGUACAAACCAAGGGAGGAACCAUCACAAUCACGAGGAAAUUGGAUGGAUACACAGUUUCGGCUGGAUUCUGCGGCAUCAUGGUCCAUUUCUGGAGCUACUGGCUCCAGGUUUACAUCAAUGGCGCCGUCGGUUCAAAGGUCGAGGGAUUGUGUGGAACCUGUAAUGGUGACCAUACUGACGACUUCUUACCGAAAGAGGGCAGCUCAGAUAAGAAUUUCUGGACCAGUUUCUCAGUGCCUGAUGACAGUGGCAUGCACCCACAGGCUACAUGCAAAUCAACUGAUGUAAAGGGAGACUGCACUGUCAGCUGGGCCGCCAAGGUAAAAACGGAUGCAUACUGCGGCAAGAUCGUUAAUAAGAAUGGUCCUUUCAAGGAUUGUAUCGCUAGCGGGGAACUUGAUACAAAGGCUUACUUCGAUGACUGCUCAUAUGAUGUCUGUUUCUACUCGCGUGCUAAAGAUUGGGCGAUAAGGACGAAAGAAGUGGUUUGUGCUAACAUUGCUGCAUUUGCUGGAGAAUGUACCAAACAGGGAUUCGGAUCAAACUGGAGGAGCGUGACUUUCUGCCCCCUGAAGUGUGAACAAGGAGAGGUGUUCUCCGGCAAGACGUACCCUGGUUGUGAGUCUGACUGUAAGAGCAGGAAGCCUGUUAAUCCCUGUAAGGUAGAACCCGAGGAAGGAUGCAUUUGUCGGGGCGGCUACUUUCGUCUGGGAACGAAGUGUGUACAUCCAAACCACUGUGGUUGUUACCUCCCUGAUGGCAGCCAUGUAAACCUUUAUGAGAAACAGAGUUCUGCAGACUGUAGUACCAUCAAACAGUGUCGAACCAACGGCAAGAUGGUGGUGGUGAGUGUUACCCGUUGCCAUGCUGAGGCGACAUGUCAAACAAAAGAGGGUGUCCAUGUCUGUGUCUGCAACUAUGGAUUCACUGGAUCUGGUCAAUAUUGUACAUCGAAAUGCAGAAAUGUUGCACAGAGAUGGACAGGGGAUGAAUGUGUCAACCGCUGCCCACCAGAGGAUAUCUGGGAUAACAGCAAGAAGAUCUGCAAAUCGAGGUGCACCGAGUCUCAGUUAUGGAACAUCCCGACCAACCGAUGUGUAGACAGGUGUAAACCUGUUGACAAGUGGGAGAAUGAAGGCUGUGUUGCUCGUUGUACUCCACCGAAAUCAUGGGAUAUCAGGUUAAGGAGAUGUACAGAAAAAAUCUGCACCUGCAAGGCUUGGGGAGAUCCCCAUUACCAUCGUUACGACGAUUUUAAGAGAAUGAUCAACUUCAUGGGUGUCUGUAAAUACGUCUUCUCCAAGACGACCAACUCUGACGACGCGUGUUCCUUCUCGAUUGAGGUGAAGAAUGAACAUAGAGGUAAUACAAGGGUGUCUUUCGGUAGGAUGAUGGACCUGAAGAUGGGAGGUUUCGUUGUCAGACUUCACAAGAACGGAUGGAGUAGGGUCAGUGGCCUCGCCAAAAAAAUGCCCUUUAACCUCGAACUCGAAGGCGGACAUACACUUAGUGUCUCAAAAUGUGGAACCAACAACUUUAAGAUAUCAGUGCCAACCUGUUCCUUCACUUUGUCAUUCGGUGGUCCAUGGGGAAGUAUUGUGACAUCUCUCGGCCACUGGCAGUAUGGAGGUGCUGGAAAGCUUACUGGAAUGUGUGGGGACUGCGAUGGAACGGCUGACACCUCGACUAGCUUCAAUGAUUAUCAGGUUCCAGAUGACUCUGAUGUGCCAUCACAUAACUGUAAGAAGAGCGAGGAACCAGUCAUCAAAUGUUCGGAUAAGAACAAUGCCCUCAUUGCAUCAGACACGUACUGCGGUUACAUCAAGUCAACCACUGGACCAUUCGCAGAGUGCAUCAAGAGCGGAAAGGUAGAUUGGAAGUCAGCCUAUGCUGCUUGCCAGAUGGAUGUUUGCGCUUUUGUGGACAAAGCCGAGUCCAUGAAAGAAGUGAUAUGCGCUGAUGUGGGAGAAUUCGCCAGCGAAUGUCAGCUGAAUGGUUACCAACCUUCGAAGGUUUGGAGAACAACCACAUUCUGUCCAAUGAAGUGCCCUGCUAACAGCGUAUAUGAGUCCAAGAUGCGUCCAUGCCAACCGACGUGUAUCAAGCCCGAACCAAUCUUCUGUGAGGAUGAGUUGAUGGAAGGCUGCAAGUGUAAUAAAGGCUUCAUCCGAGAUGGUGAUUCGUGUGUCCCCGAGCGGUCAUGUGGCUGUUGGGAUGCAGACAAAAACUAUUACACGAUUGGUGAUGAGCGCAUAAGCUCCGACUGCACGACACUCUACAAGUGUAUCAAAGUAGGAUCAGUCGCCAAGCUAGGGUCCAGUGAGCUUAAACCUUGUGGCCAGGAUGCUGAAUGCAGACCUGGAGACAAAGGGAUAUAUACCUGUGGCUGCAAGAAAGGAUACCAAGGAGAUGGAUUCAAAUGCGAGAAACGUCCGGAACUGUCGUGCAUCGAAGGCAAAGAGAAGUGGGAUCCUAAGUUACAGAAGUGUGUACCUCUUGUUGUAUGCAAAGAGGAUGAAAAACUUGAAAAUGGCAAGUGUAUUAAAUUGUGUGGAGAUGUCGCAACGAAAUGGAACAAAGUUACGGAGAAGUGCGACCAGAGAUGUACUGACCCUCAGAGCAUUUGGAAUGAAGGAGAGAAGAAGUGCAAGCUCCGAUGUGCUGUUGACAAGUUAUUCGUUGGAGAGGAAUGUGUUGACAAAUGCACACCUGACCAAGUGUAUGAUGUGCCCACUGGAAAAUGCAAAAAUCGUUGCACCGAUCCAAAGCAGGUGUGGAACCAAGUCAAGACAAAGUGCGAGAAGCGUUGUGAAUCAGACAAGAAGCUGGUAGAUAAUAAGUGUAUUCCAAAGUGCAAGAGUAACGAAAGAUGGAAUGUAAAUACACAGAAAUGCGAACCAACAGAAACACCGACCUGCCAAUGUUUUGCAUGGGGAAAGAACGUGUUCUACACACACGACGGCCAGUGGAUCAACUACCCUGGCAAGUGUGUCCACACCAUCGCCAAGCUGAACGACAAGGCUAACAAAUGUUACUUUGAGAUCAACGCCAAGAACCUUCCUCAAAAGGGCGACAGACCAGCAGGAAAACUCAUUUCUGUCCAUACAGGCUUCAAAAUGAUUAGCAUCUUCCCUGGAGGCAUGGUCCAGGUUGAUGGUGUCACCAAGACAGUUCCUUUCGAUGUGGCGACUAAGAACAAGAGGACCAUCAAUGUCUACAAGAACGCUAAUGGAGACUUCCAGAUAGUUGACAAAAGCUGUGGCAUCUUCGUGGCAUACGACGCCAAGAACAGGUUUUUCACAGACCUGACUCCAUAUAGUAAGAUGUUGUCUGGUAUUUGUGGAAACUGUGAUGGGCAGCCCAAUGAUUAUAUGACCUCUGACGGAACGGAUGUGUCCUCCAAGAAAGCGCCCGAAAAGUUCGAUCUUAUCGGCGAUAGUUAUGUUGUGGCCGAUAACACUGGCACAGAAGCCUCCACAGACUGUGUAACUAAACCCCCAGUGUAUGAUGUUGACUGCACUCCGGCGUGGAUGACGAAGGUCAAGUCUAUUGAAUACUGCGGCCUGAUCUCCAAGACCACAGGGCCAUUCGCUGCGUGCAUUAAGAGCAGGAAGGUCAAGUACGAGGCGGAGAAGCAGUCAUGUAUCGAGAGGGUGUGUGCGACGGAAGGCAACACGGAGGAAGCCGCGAAGCUGACCUGUGAGACCAUGAAAGGUCUUGCCGAUGCAUGCGCUGCGAAUGGAUUCGUCGUCAACUACAGGUCAAAGACAUUUUGCCCAAUUGCUUGUGAGGAGAACUCCUCCUUCAACCCAAGCCUGGCUCCCAUCCAACCAUCGUGCAAGCAGCCAAGGGUACCCAAGAUCGACGAAGGGGUUCAACCCGUCCAGGGAUGUCAGUGCAUUGUUGGGUACCUACGUGAUGGGGACAAAUGCACCAAGGCAGAGAACUGUGGCUGCGUGACAGAUGAUGGCAGGCUUAUUAAGAAUAAGGAAGAAGUUAUUCGAGAAGGUUGCAAGAUGAAAGACGUAUGUACCACCACAGGCUGGGGCUGGCCUAUUUUGGCCAGCAAAGCAGUCGACCCUGAAUGUGACGUCAACGCCGAAUGUGUAGCUGAAGGUGGCGACUGGAAGUGCGAAUGUAAACGCGGAUAUGAAGGGGAUGGAACGGAUUGUAAAUCAAAAUGUGAGAAAAACACCCAGAGAUGGACAACACGUGGCUGUGUCGAACAAUGUGCCAAGGAUGAAGACUGGAAUGAAGCAAAGGAAGGAUGUGAUGCUAAAUGCAAGGAUUCUGAACAGUACGACCCUGUCUCAGAGAAAUGUGGCAAGAAAUGCAAACCAAACGAAGAACUGCGAAAUGGCAACUGUGUACUACGUUGUGGCAAGGACAAGGUCUGGAAUGUGGACUUACAGAAAUGUCUGCAAAAGGAUUGUACCUGUAAGGCAUGGGGUGACCCUCACUACAUCAGCUAUGACGGCAUCGACAGCACCAUCGCUCGCAUAGACUUCCAAGGCAAAUGUAAAUACACUCUCUCAAAGCUGAAGGACGAGACUCAUAAGUGUGCUUUCAAUGUGGAAGUGAAGAACGAAGUCAGGAAUGCUGUGUACGAUUUCACAUUCACGCGAUCAGUGGACCUCAAGAUGGGUGGCACAAACUUCAGACUACAGAUAAGGAAAGGCGCAUCUAUUAAUGGCAUCUUAGUUACGCUCCCAAUGAAGUACAAACUUUCAAAUGGAGUAGUUGUGGAACUUUCAAUGGAUGGCAAUACCGUCCUUCAAGCUAAGGUCCCUGAAUGCGAUCUUUCCCUGACAUUCGGCGGGGUCCAGGACUAUGCUAUUUUCACAGCCAGUGGGGAGAAGUAUGGUGGCAAAAUGGAAGGUAUUUGUGGUGACUGUGAUGGAGUCAAGGAGAAGGACCUCAAUAUGGACUCGUUUUCGGUACCUGAUGAUUCUGAUGCACCGGAAGACACUUGCAAACCCGCAAAAAAGCAAGAUGUGACAUGUUCAGAUGCUGUCAAACAAACCGCCUCAAAUGACAAAUUCUGUGGCUUCAUCCAAAACGUGAAUGGACCAUUCGGAGACUGCAUCAAGAGCAAGAAGGUUGAUACCAAAAAGUAUAUGGAUGCAUGUCUGUACGAUGUGUGUGCGUAUAUGAAGGACACGAAACAAGUGACUAGACUUGUGUGCGAGGACUUAGGCACAGUGGCCGCAGCUUGUAACAGGGCUGGUUUUUAUGCAGACUGGCGGCAAAAGGACUUCUGUUCUCUCGGAUGUGGCGCCAACUCUGACUACAAGAUCCAGAUGCGGCCAUGUCAACCAAGCUGUGCCCAGCCCGCACCCAAAACCUGCCCUGACAAGGCACCAAUCGAAGGAUGCAAGUGCAAACCAGGAUUUAUCUUCAGCGGAAAUGAUUGCGUCAAGCCUGAGGACUGUGGCUGUUUCGAUCAGAAGACUGGACAGUACUUCAAACUCAAUGAGAAGACCAUCUCAAUUGAUUGUAAGACAAUGGUAACGUGCGUCAAGCAGGACAAUGAACCGGCCAUGUUGAAGACUUCCUUCCCCGAAUGUGACGAGAACUCUGUUUGCAAGGCCAUGCCGACCGGGAAGAUGGGCUGUGAGUGCAAGAAGGGCUGGUAUGGUGACCCGACCGCCUGCAAGAAGAUCAUACCGGUGCCGAAGACCACAGGUGGAACAGGCGAGGGUGCCCCAUGUGCAUUCCCAUUUUACUACGGAGGGAAGGCCUUCUACACUUGUACGGAAGCCGGUUCAAUUGGCAAGCCAUGGUGCUCCGUCACAACCCACUAUAAAACUGACCAAAUGUUCGGAUAUUGUCCAAAGCCAUGCGUCUUCCCGUUCACCCACAAAGGAGUCACCUACAACGAGUGCACUGGGACUGAUAAACCGUGGUGUGCCACAGUUGCUGACUUCAAAAACGAUGACCAGUGGAAGUACUGUCCACCUAAGAAAGUUGCAUGUGUAUUCCCGUUCACCAACAACGGAGUGACCCACAACGAAUGUAUUGUAGGUUCGACUGGCAAACCAUGGUGUGCCACGGUUGCCGCAUAUACUGGAGAUAAGAACUGGAUGUAUUGCGAAGUCGCAUGUGAAACACAAAUGAAUACCAAGGUAAAUAUUGGAGAGACGUAUACAUUUGAAGGGAAGCAGUAUUACUGCAAGGAUGACAAGACGUAUGCUGAAGUCAAGAAGAUUGGCAAUUGUGCUAUCCCUUUCAAAUACGAGGGCGUAUGGUACGAUAAAUGCAUCGACGCAACACCAUGGUGUUCAAAGGACCACUUAUACAAGAAAAACUGGGAAUUUUGUUGAACCCAAACAUAUCGACUAACUUUUCGCAUGGUCUUAGAACCAUUAUACUCCAAUAUGCAUCAUGAAACUACUUAAAAAGGUAUCAAAUAUCUUUGUAUCUGUACUUGAAAUGGCCAACGAAAUAUCGUCAUCGUUUUCAAAAACGUCUUUGUAUGACACUGGCUCACCAAGCAAAGAUUUGCUAACGUGUUUAUGUAUUUUUGGUACAACGGCACACUGAGGAGAGAAGAAAGACUAGUAUGCUUUGCACACGUGACCAGGACAGAUAUUUGGAUGUCAAAAAGAUAAUGUGUGCCAUCAUCAGGACAAAGCGAUUUGAUACCUUACACAUCAUGUAAUCAUUCUUUUUCUUCAUGAUAUUAAACUAUUGCAGCAUUAAAACACAAAAA
Messenger RNA from Lineus longissimus, 13223 nucleotides. Its product is annotated as IgGFc-binding protein-like. Gene Ontology annotation, cellular component: extracellular matrix. The coding region runs from base 4 to 12834 and encodes 4276 amino acids. The record is from RefSeq and is a predicted model, not a curated record. Lineage: Eukaryota; Metazoa; Nemertea; Pilidiophora; Heteronemertea; Lineidae. The transcript is spliced from 92 exons.